AACUCUGUUAUUAACCCAAAAAUAUAUAAAGGGACGCCUCUGGCCUCUCCUCUAUCUUCUUUCUGCUGUUCAGGUGAGCAAAAACCCUGAGCUAGUAAACCCUGGCACAAGAAUGAAAAAUCCCAGCUUAGGGCUUCCAAGUUUCAGCAACAGCUCUCUCUGGUAGCUAAUUGUUAACCAAAUCAUUCAUUCAUGGUCACCAAGUUCUUCCUCAGACCCAACCCUGUUCCCCUCACCAUUGUCUCCCCGACCCACUUGUUCCUCUUCCCCAAGCCCCCUCUCUCCAAGCUCACCACUAUUUCUCUUUUGUCGACAGCUACUCAUGCGAUAAUCGCCCAAGCAGAAGCCCUCCCCUAUGGACCUUCUCUUCUCAAAGGAAAAAUCCCAUUUCAAUACUCACCACAACAACAACAGCAUCAAGUGCAAUACUGUCAAUCCCAAUUGGGUGCAAAACUCCUUAAUGGGAAUAAACAAAGCCAGGAGGACGAUGAACAAGAGGACCACGGUGAUGGUGAUAGCGUAAUAGACAAGGAAAAAUUCACUCGGGUCUUUGAAAUAGCUGCCCUUCGAGUCCCUGCCAAAGAUUGUUUUGCUCUGGAGAGCAGACUUCGAGGCCAUUUAUUGAAUUGGCCGCGAAUUCGCAACAUUGCUAGAGUGCCUGGAGAUGAAGUGGAAGAAGAGCUCGCGCCUCUCUUGGGAGCCACCCAAAAUGGGAACACAGAUGAGGAAGGAAAUUUUGAUGCCUUGAAUCGAAGGAUCUACGGGAGAGCCGAGGGUGAUGGUGAAGAAUUAAGUCCUGUUUUGUAUAGGGAAAGAUUGGCGAAGGAGUUUAAUGCUAGGGGGUUUGUUAGGUUUAGGAAUUUAGCUAAGGUUUCGAGGCCGCCAAGGAAGAAGAGAAAGCAAGGAGAAGGAGAGGAGAAGAAGAGAGAGAGAAAUGAGAGGAAGGGGAGAGAUGAAUUUUCUAUGGUGGAGGUCGUGGAAGAGGAUGUCGGAGAGGAUUGGAAAGGGUUGUUAGGGGAUGAGUUUAAGGGAAGAAGCAAAUGGAGGGGCUCAACAAGGCUGUUGCUUUUGGAUGAGAGCUACGCUGAUAAGGGAGUGGAGGAUUUGCCUCAGGCUAUCAAGGUGGCUUUACAAGAAUCUAUGCGAGAAUACUCAACUUCUACCUUUGAGCUUAUUAGAUGCAAGUUGACUUUGUUUUAUGAUUACUGGCAGAUGAAUGAGGUCCUGGAGGCCUUGCUACCUCAAGGUAUGAUUAUUCCAUCAGCUUUUGAAACAAUUGGGCAUAUUGCCCGCUUGAACUUGAGAGAUGAGCAUCUUCCCUACAAGAAUCUUAUAGCAAAGGUAGUUCUGGAUAAAAAUAAGCCAAAGAUACAAACUGUUGUAAAUAAGAUUGACGCCAUACACAAUGAUUACAGAACAAUGCAGCUUGAGGUUUUAGCUGGAAACCGCUCCCUUGUCACCAUGGUAGUUGAGAAUGGAUUACGAUUCCAUGUUGAUUUGGCAACGGUGUAUUGGAAUUCAAGGCUUGCAACUGAAAGACAAAGGCUUCUGAAUGGCUUUACACGUAGUGAUGUUGUUUGCGACGUUUUUUCUGGUGUUGGUCCAAUGGCCUUGUCUGCUGCAAAGAUAGUGAAACGUGUUUAUGCCAAUGAUUUGAACCCUCAUGCAGUUGAUUAUUUAGAGAGAAAUAGUGUCUUGAACAAGCUUGAGAAGAAGAUUGAGGUAUUCAAUAUGGACGGAAGGAGAUUCAUAAGUGCUGUGUUCUCAAGUGAGAAAGCUCAGACCAUUACACAGGUGGUCAUGAAUCUGCCAAAUGAUGCAUCAGAAUAUCUAGAUGCAUUUAGGGGGAUAUUGAAAGAUAACCACAAGAAGAAAGAACUUACUUUGCCUAUGAUCCAUGUUUAUGGAUUCUCCAAAGCUCGAGAUCCAGAAUUUGACUUUCAUGAGAGAAUAAGGAUUGCAUUGACAGAGGUGGCAGUUGAUGUAGAAAUGCGUAGGGUACGCCUGGUUGCUCCUGGAAAAUGGAUGCUGUGUGCAUCAUUUAGGCUUCCUGAGAGUGUAGCAUAUGCAAAUACUAUGUUAAGUAAAUAAAUCAAGUUCAUAUAAGAGUACGGUUCUUUCAGUUUUUAUAUCGUAAUCAAUUGAGAUUCAAUGUUAGUAUGUUGCCAUGAGCUCAGUUGUUUGAUCUAAUGGACUUACUUCUAAGAAUAGUUGGGCGAACAUGUGCGCCAGAAAUUGGCAGUCUUGUUUUAAAUAUAUGUGCGCUGUGCAUAUGUAUAAGAGAUUGUCAUCAUAAAUGAUACAUGGUUUUGAUUGUGUGGUGAAA
This is a messenger RNA of Manihot esculenta (cassava), 2326 nucleotides long. RefSeq names its product tRNA (guanine(37)-N1)-methyltransferase 1. The record is from RefSeq and is a predicted model, not a curated record. Gene Ontology annotation, biological process: tRNA N1-guanine methylation. The coding region runs from base 193 to 2091 and encodes 632 amino acids. Gene Ontology annotation, cellular component: cytoplasm. NCBI's taxonomy places the organism in Eukaryota, Viridiplantae, Streptophyta, Magnoliopsida, Malpighiales, Euphorbiaceae. The transcript is spliced from 9 exons.